UUUACGGAAAGCGCCACGGCUCGACGUACACACACCGGUCCCGACCAGGCGAGAGACCCGAGGACUCCCACAACAGACGUGAUAAACCCACACCAUGAACAACAACGCCGUAGCAGUGGCAGGCCGGCCAUCAAGAACGAAAACGGUACCUCUGCGACUGCAGGGUGGAGGUGAAAGUGGUGCAGCUGCUGGGCAUGGUGUUGCCCAGAUCACGCCUGCUGGCGCCGUGCAGCUCCAGCCGGCACCGAGCGGCAUGGUCCGCCAGGCCGUCCACAGCAGGGUUACCCCCCAUACCGAUACACAACAGGGGGUGCCACCUGGUGCGGGGCUGAUGCCGGGCCUCAUGGACACUGAAGGUACUAAAGCUCGUCGGGUGGCCGUAAGCAUGAUUCUGAACGACAAGCAGUUUGGCGAAGCUUCAGGGAAGAAUUGGAGCGAAUCGGACAGCAGCGACGACGACAACGGGAAGGACGCUCCGAUGUCAAGUGGCAGCAGCAAUGUGUCGGUAGAGGAGAGUUCAGUUCCGUCGGACAUAGGCUCACAGGAGCCUGGAGAUGUCGAGUCCGGAGAUAGCGUGUUCGCAAAGGAAAUACGGGAAGCAAUAUUCGGGGGAGGGGGAGCGGGCAGAAAAAAAACCCAUCGCAAGCGGAAGGCGAGCGCCGGCGGCAGCGCCGUAGGGAACAGGAACUCAACAAAGGCAAGCCUAGGAGCGAGUGCCAAGAAAGCCCGGGGCAAGGACUACCCGCUCUGGGCCGCACAUCUGCUGAGGAGGACAUGCGCGCACCGCAAGAUCCCGAGGAUGUCGAAGGAGGGCGACAAGCAUGUCCUGGUGCAGGCCCUGCGAUCUCACGACGGCAACAUGAACCGGCCAUCUCCGUACUAUGACGACCUCAAUGCUAUCACAGCCGACGGCACAGAGCUUUGA
Messenger RNA from Ectocarpus sp. CCAP 1310/34, 925 nucleotides. The record is from the annotation of a GenBank genome assembly. NCBI's taxonomy places the organism in Eukaryota, Phaeophyceae, Ectocarpales, Ectocarpaceae.